CAGAAUCAAGAAUUAAAGAAUCAGAAACACAUUUAUCAAAUAUAUUAAUUGAAAGAGAGGAACUUGUGACUAAAAAAGAGGAACUUGAAAUAAAACUUGAUCAAUCACAACAAGAAAUAACCAAUCUUAAACGACAGAAUGGAACCACGAAUAAACUUAUAGCAAAGUUUCAGCAAGAAACGGAAAAAGUUAUGAAAGAUCUUAAACAAAAAUUGGAUGCUAAAGAUCAACAAUUAAAAUCUAAAGAUAAAACGGAUGGAAAUUCCGAAUUG
Molecule: messenger RNA, 272 nt
Organism: Racocetra persica
Lineage: Eukaryota; Fungi; Glomeromycota; Glomeromycetes; Diversisporales; Gigasporaceae
Source: the annotation of a GenBank genome assembly